CCGGAGACCUCCAGCCUGCACUCCACGACCCUAGACCACGAAUUGCAUCUUCUGACAACUUCUUUCUUUUCUAUUCCCUCCUAGCUUUGCCCAGUUUCUCAUCUGCCCAUCAUGUCCGGCUACGAUCGAGCUCUUUCAGUAUUCAGCCCUGACGGGCACGUCUUCCAGGUGGAAUAUGCCAUGGAAGCUGUCAAGAGAGGUACCUGCGCGGUCGGCGUAAAAGGCAAAGACGUGGUGGUGCUCGGCUGCGAGAAGCGGUCGGCGCUGAAGCUGCAAGACACGCGGAUCACCCCCUCGAAGAUCGCCAUGGUCGACAACCACGCGGUGCUGGCGUUCGCGGGGCUGAACGCCGACGCCCGCAUCCUGAUCGACAAGGCCCGUCUGGAGGCCCAGUCGCACCGCCUGACCGUCGAGGACCCCGUCACCAUCGAAUACAUCACCAAGUACAUUGCCGGCGUGCAGCAGCGGUACACGCAGAGCGGAGGCGUGCGGCCCUUCGGCAUCAGUACGUUGGUCGUCGGCUUCGAUCCGAAUGAUCGUACGCCUCGGUUGUAUCAGACUGAGCCGUCGGGGAUUUAUUCUGCUUGGAAAGCCAACGCCAUCGGCCGCUCCAGCAAGACCGUCCGCGAGUUCCUCGAACGCAACCACCAGGACGACAUGGACCGCGAACAGACCAUCCAGCUCACCAUCAAGUCUCUGCUGGAGGUCGUGCAGACGGGCGCCAAGAACAUCGAGGUCGCUAUCAUGGCACCCGGCCAGGCCAUCGAGAUGCUCCCCGAUGACCAGAUCGAGGCCUACGUCAAGAGCAUAGAGACCGAGAAGCAGGAGGAGGCCGCUAAGAAGAAGACCGCCCGCGUCGGCACCACGACGGCCGCCAUCCUCACUCGCCCCGGCGGUGGUGAGACGGGCGAGUCGUCUUGAGUCUUGGACUUGGGAGUCCAAGUGAGAAAGUGAAGUGGAGAGAAAGAAAUGGGUUCUACUUUAUUUCCCCCCUAAGCGCUGUGCUAUGUUUGGUCCAAUGAAAUCCUCGUUAUGAACUGU
Aspergillus homomorphus CBS 101889 is the source of this 1041-nucleotide messenger RNA. RefSeq names its product proteasome core particle subunit alpha 4 (gene pre6). Gene Ontology annotation, cellular component: nucleus; proteasome core complex; proteasome core complex, alpha-subunit complex. Lineage: Eukaryota; Fungi; Ascomycota; Eurotiomycetes; Eurotiales; Aspergillaceae. The record is from RefSeq and is a predicted model, not a curated record. The transcript is spliced from 5 exons. Bases 112 to 921 code for a protein of 269 amino acids. Gene Ontology annotation, biological process: ubiquitin-dependent protein catabolic process.